Molecule: messenger RNA, 697 nt
Organism: Hevea brasiliensis (rubber tree)
Lineage: Eukaryota; Viridiplantae; Streptophyta; Magnoliopsida; Malpighiales; Euphorbiaceae
Product: cytochrome b5
Exons: 4
Coding region: 149-559 (136 amino acids)
Cellular component (GO): membrane; intracellular membrane-bounded organelle
Molecular function (GO): heme binding
Source: RefSeq, a predicted model, not a curated record
UGUUAGGAUGUAAUACCAGCGAACAACAAGGAAUAAAAAAGGGUCAAAGGUCAUUUACGCGAUUUUAUAUAUAUCUUAGGCCUUUGCUGAGAGUUGCUUAUUGCUUGAAGGAGUUGGCUCCUGUGUCUCUGGGGCUCUUUCAGAUCAGAUGGCUUCAAAACCCAAAAUCUAUCAGUUUGAUGAAGUUGUAAAGCACAAGGAUAGAUACGAUUGUUGGCUUAUAAUCCAUGGGAAGGUGUACGAUGUAACCCAUUUUCUGGACGAACACCCUGGAGGGGAAGAAGUGUUGGUUGCAGCUACUGAGAAAGAUGCAACUGAUGAUUUUGACGAUGUUGGUCACAGCUCCUCGGCAAAAGAGCUGAUGAACAGGUACUAUAUCGGUGACAUUGAUGUCAAAAGCGUUCCACCCCCUGGAAAGAAGUACACUCCUCCUCCAAUUAAUCCUCCAAAAGCAAUAAACAAGUACUAUGCAAUCUUGGCGAAACUAUUACAACUCUUGUUACCGCUGCUGAUCCUGGGUGGAGCAUUUGCGGUGCGAUCAGCAAUAAAAAAGGACUAGUAUCUUUGUGAUAAUUUUUCCCUUGGAGGAAUGACUAUACAAGUCUUAGAACGCAUUUUGUUGUUUCGACUGUUCUGCUUAUCAGCAAAUCUCUGUAUUUUGUUUCUAAAUUCUAAUAAAAUUGGGCUUCUUCCUUCA